AUUCAAACUAAUUAUAAGUUUUUAUUCAUUCAUUGAUUAUAUCGUUUGGUGCGGAGAAUGAGUCAAAAGAUAGGUAUUGUCGGCAGUGGUCUGAUAGGCAGGAGUUGGGCGAUGCUGUUCGCCGCCUCCGAGUUCUCGGUUGCCAUCUAUGAUGUGAUCCACGAGAAUGUGGACACGGCUUUGGUCGACAUCCAGGCUCAGCUCAAUAACCUGGAGUCCAAGGGCUUACUUCGGGGCAAAAUUAACGAGAUAAGAGAGUGGAUGGAGAGCUGGACGGCAGUGGAGGUCAUUAUCUGUCGUUCGAUGGAUUUGGGAACUAAUUGCGCGAUGAAUGGCAAUCACGGCGAAGACUAUUCAGUGAUGAAUGAUAACGAAGCGGCAGCUCUACUCACGUCCCUCUGGGGGUCGAAGCUAUCGCACUGCGAACCUAACGGCGCUAAUCAUAAGUUUAUUACCGACUGUUUGCCGAAUAAUAUCACAAUUCUUAGCGAACAGACCGCACAAAAGAUUGUCACCUCCAAUGGUUCCAACAUCACUGCGUAUGCGUUGAUACCAAUCAGUGGUGUGGAAGUGCCUCUCGAAGAGUAUAUAUUACCAGAGGUUGUGAACAUAACUCCAAUGAAUACACCGUCGACUCCAAGCCCAGCCCUCCUAUUGCCAAAUGACUCGCAAAUCGACAAAAUUUGCUCAAACAGUGAGACCACCGACGCUUCCAAAGCAUCGAAGUCAGUGAUGGACAGCGGCGGCGGCACCGAAAGUACUGGAAGUACUACUGAUAAUAUCAUAUAUGCAUCGAUAGCCGAGGCAAACAUAUGCAAGUGUGAGCCCCACCUCUGCGAACGGGGCACCUGUUGUCAGGACUGCGCCGUCCAGAGACUCUUUGAUAAGAAAACGGAUUUAGAUUUAAAAGACGUUAAAACUGAUGAUACGUUUGUGGAUAACGGCGACGACCAUCACUUGUCCGAUGAGUUUAAAGACUGUGAUAAUAGCGAAGACAAUGCCAUCGAUGGCAGUGACUCUUCUAAUGACAACCAAUACUUUGUCGCCACUGAAGACAAUGAAGACAAUGGUCUCAUUGACACAUUUGACAGCAGUUGUCAUGACUUGACCCACAAGUCUACUGAAGAGGUUGUGGUUGAAUGCGAAGACAAAUCUCAAACUAAAGUCAUCACCGAUUGGUACGAAUUGCAAACAAUGGGCACACCAUCGAAGUCCGCGACUAGUAGUCCAGUGAUAACUGCCGCCAAACCUCCGAAGCCGUGGAAUAAGUCUAAAGAAGUGAAC
Molecule: messenger RNA, 1284 nt
Organism: Oppiella nova
Lineage: Eukaryota; Metazoa; Arthropoda; Arachnida; Sarcoptiformes; Oppiidae
Source: the annotation of a GenBank genome assembly